AUGGAGUCCGCACGAAACAAGAUGCAGAAGGUUCUACAGUUUGCUAGCGAGCAUCGCCAGCGUAUCUUCCGCAUCUCUUAUAUCGCACUUGUGCUUCCGAUCCUGAUUCUCACCGUAAUUCCUCUUCUAUCGCCCAUCUUUCUCCACCUCCCUAACGCCGACGUUGUCGAAUUCCAACUCUACAGAUCUUCAGCCACAAUUGAUAUUGGCUACCACAGCAUCUGGUUGGGCCACUCUGAGCUCAAAUCCCAAGACCCUUACGUUUAUGUCUACCGUGAAGGCUACAUUAGCACCAUUGGUCGACACCUUGAUGGCAAGACACUCGCGCAACGAUGGGGUGAAGUUGCUGGCGCGGGACCUGAGGUCUAUCAGCAGCUUGUGAAGGAGUUUGAUAUGGCGUUGAACCUUCAACGUAACGCAUUCUACCCUGGUCUUCUUAUUGCAGCUGGAGUCUUCUGGGCACUUGGCGUUGGUCUUCUCGGUACUACCUCGCUGUUCAGAAGAAGACAAAAGUCCUGGGCUCUUAGGGCAUACAAAGGUUUUGCUGUUAUUGGGUCUCUCUUCAUCCUUGUGGCCACUAUCUGUACGACUGCUAGCGUGAACGCUGUUGUGGAAUAUAUCGGACCCUACAACAUGAGUGGACGCUUGGGAGCUAUUCUGGCCGUGCAAUGGGCUGCUGCCGGUGCUAUGGCUGUACAUGCUUUGCUUGCAUUCGCCGUUGCUGGAGACGUACAAGACCAAUCGGAAGGCGCAAUCAGACUCGACGACUAG
Aureobasidium melanogenum CBS 110374 is the source of this 771-nucleotide messenger RNA. RefSeq lists its product as uncharacterized. Lineage: Eukaryota; Fungi; Ascomycota; Dothideomycetes; Dothideales; Saccotheciaceae. The coding region runs from base 1 to 771 and encodes 256 amino acids. The transcript has 3 exons. The record is from RefSeq and is a predicted model, not a curated record.